AUGAUCGCUAUUGGAGGUACCAUCGGAACUGGUUUGUUCAUCUCGACCGGAGGCACUUUGAGCCAGGCAGGCCCAGUAUCGUCAGUGAUCUCGUUCUUGUUCAUGACCACGUUGGCGUUCUCCGUCACCCAGGCGUUGGGAGAGAUGGCCACGUUGAUUCCUGUGGCAGGCUCGUUUGCACAGUUUGUCACUCGUUGGUGCUCGCCUGCAUUGGGUGCAGCAAAUGGAUGGAACUACUGGUUCUCGUGGGCCAUCACCUACGCAUUGGAGUUGUCGGUAGUGGGCCAGGUCAUUGGCAAGUGGACGGAUGCUGUGCCGUUGGCGGCAUGGAUCUCGAUUUUUUUCGUGCUUUUGACACUUUCCAACCUUUUCCCCGUCAAGUACUACGGAGAAAUCGAAUUCUGGAUCGCCACCUUGAAGGUGGUGGCUGUUGUCGGUUGGUUGUUGUACGCGUUCAUCAUGGUGUGUGGAGCUGGCAAAACUGGCCCUGUUGGCUUCAGAUACUGGAGAAACCCAGGUCCUUGGGGCCCAGGUAUUCUCGUGGAAAACGUCAACACUGGACGUUUCCUCGGUUGGUUAGCCUCGUUGAUCUCCGCUGCCUUCACCUUCCAGGGCUGUGAGUUGGUGGGUAUCUCCGCUGGUGAGUCCAAAAACCCCCACAAAACGGUCCCUUCUGCCAUCAGAAAGGUGUUGUUCAGAAUCUUGGUGUUCUACGUCGCCUGUAUGCUUUUCAUCGGAUUGUUGGUUCCUUUCGACGACCCAGCCUUGAACCCAGGUGAUGGAGCCGCUUACACUGCCAACUCUCCCUUCAUCAUUGCCAUGAACAAUUCCGGAACCAAAAUCUUGCCAGACAUCUUUAACGCCGUCAUUUUGGUCACCAUCAUCUCUGCUGGUAACUCUAACGUCUACUGUGGCUCGCGUAUCUUGUUUGGUUUGGCCCAGGCCGGCGUGGCACCAAAAUUCUUCCAGAAGACCUCCAAGCACGGUGUGCCAUGGGUUGCUGUGCUCUUCACCUCUGCCUUUGGAGCCCUUGGUUACUUGGCCACCUCCAGUGACGGUAAUGAGGCCUUUGGCUGGUUAUUGAACAUCACUGCCACUUCUGGUUUGAUCGCAUGGGGAUGGAUCUCGUUCACCCACAUUAGAUUCAUGAACAUCUUGAAGUCCAGAAACAUCAGCAGAGACUCGUUGCCAUUCAAGGCCAAGUUCAUGCCUUAUGCCUCCUACUACGCUGCCGUUGCCGUGUUCAUCAUCACCUUCAUCCAGGGUUUCCAAGCAUUCUGGGAUAUCGAUGCAACCAAGUUCUUCACCUCUUAUGUCUCGUUGAUUUUGUUUGCCGUCUGCUGGAUCGGAUUCCACUUCUACUUCAAUGGCUUUAACAUCCGUUCCUGGUCCUACAGCAGCUUCUUGGUCCCCUUGGAAGAGUGUGACAUCGACACUGGGGUCAGAGAAAUCGACGAUGAAGAUUGGGAAGAAGACGAGCCAAAGAACGCAUGGCAAAAGUUCUGGGCUAUCAUCAGUUAG
Suhomyces tanzawaensis NRRL Y-17324 is the source of this 1521-nucleotide messenger RNA. RefSeq names its product arginine permease. Gene Ontology annotation, cellular component: membrane. The transcript has a single exon. NCBI's taxonomy places the organism in Eukaryota, Fungi, Ascomycota, Pichiomycetes, Serinales, Debaryomycetaceae. The coding region runs from base 1 to 1521 and encodes 506 amino acids. Gene Ontology annotation, biological process: amino acid transmembrane transport. Gene Ontology annotation, molecular function: amino acid transmembrane transporter activity. The record is from RefSeq and is a predicted model, not a curated record.